CCAUCUCCAUCUCCCUCUCCCUCCCCCUCCACCCCGACCAUAUCCAGAUCUCGGCCAAUGGAGCCACUUGUCUUUCGGGCCGUGUCUGCCCUGCCCGAGGACCGGGGGCUGGCCCGAUGCAGGUUCUCCAAGGGCAGCCUCCCAGAGGAUCUGCUUGCGAGCUCGGUGAAUGCAUGGGUCCAAGUCGCAACUCCCUCGCAAACUGUGUACUGCAGAUGGUGGCCGCUCCCGUCGCUCGCCUUGACAUCGGCAUCGGCAUCAGCAUCGGCAUCGACAUCGAUAUGGGAUCGGUCCAUCUGUCGCAUCGACAAACACAUCUGCCGCCAUCAUGCCUCAGCAUCUGCCGAGGAACUGGCUCUGGAUCAGUGUGCUGUUCGCUUCAUCCAGCCUCACCAGAUCGAGCCAGCCAAGGCCAUCGUCGUCCAGGUCAACCAGACGCAGGUUGACUUUCUGAGCGAUCUCGGGUUCGACUAUGCCCAGGCCGACGUCUAUACCAAGAAAGCGACGCUUCGAAGGCUGCUCUCGGAUACGAUCUUCACGGAGGGAUGUGUCUUGGGCGAAGAAAGUCCUGGUCACUCGCUCCGGAUCGAGAUACGCAGCACAACGCCUCCGAACAGCAUCGUUGCGCUCGGCGCUGCAACCAGGAUUGAGAUCCUGGCCUCUCCGUCUCAGGCCUCGACGGACACAGCCCCCAGCACCGAUUCGAUCGAGCAUCUGACCGAGCAGUUGGAGCAGCUCACGAUGUCGGGAUCGAGGACAGCUCUGGCACAAGGACCGCCACCGGGGCUCGAAAAGCCGUUUGCGGACCUGGUCGAAGUUGUGACGAUUCCGCUCAAGCACUCGGGCCUUGUGGAGACGCUGGGAAUCGAUUGUCCCAAAGGUAUCCUGCUCUAUGGCCCUCCCGGUGUCGGCAAGACACUUUUGGUUCGGAGGGCAGCCGAGGCAUGCAAUGCUCGGAUGAUCUCCAUCCAUGGACCCGAGGUCUACAGCGCAUAUCACGGAGAGAGCGAAGAGCGCCUGCGAUCGACUUUUGGCGAAGCGCAGGAACUGGCCAAGAGCCAGAGCCAGCCCGUCAUCAUCUUUAUCGACGAGAUUGACUCGUUGACGCCGAAUCGAAACGAUGCGGGGCUUCAAGAGGCUCGUGUUGUUGCCCAGCUGCUGACAUUGAUGGAUGGAAUGAAGCACCGAGGUCGCAUUGUCGUCAUUGCGGCCACGAACCGCCCCAACACUAUCGAUCCGGCACUGCGACGGCCGGGCAGAUUUGACCGCGAAAUCUCGAUCGAGGUGCCCUCCGAGUCGGCUCGGUUAGCUAUAUUUCGGACCUACAGCGAGGGGCUCCCUCUGGUCCCCGAGGUUGACUUUGGUCUCUUGGCGGCGCGGACAAACGGUUUUGUCGGGGCCGACAUUGCAGCACUGUGUCGUGAAGUUGCUAUCCUCGUGGCCGAGAGAGGGUGCGCCAGUCCAGCGAGUAUGGCUACCUUACCGACGACGACAACGACGACUACGACGACGACGACGACGAAUCCACCAAGGAUCACGCAGCGGGAUUUCGAGUCGGUUUUGGGACAAUUCAAGCCUUCGAUCAUCCGCAGUGUCACGCGCACCCUCGAAAAGCUCACCUGGGACGACGUGGGCGGCCUGGCACAGAUCAAGAGCAAGCUGGUCCAGGCGGUCGAGUGGCCACUGAAGCACCGAGAGUCGUUUGUCCGUCUGGGACUGCGGCCUCCCCGGGGCGUGCUGCUCUAUGGCCCGCCGGGAUGCAGCAAGACCACCCUGGUCAAGAUCAUAGCGGCGACAAGCGGGUCGACGUUCAUAUCGGUCAACGGAGCCGAGUUGUACUCGGCCUUUGUCGGCGACUCGGAGCGAACCAUUCGCGAAGCCUUCCAGAAGGCCCGGGCGAGUGUGCCGUCGGUGGUGUUCUUUGACGAAAUCGACACGAUUGUUGGCAACCGGGGUCUAGGAUCCAAAGGCGGCAGUGCUGAUGUCGUCCAGGAGCGAGUGCUCUCAACCCUGCUCAACGAGAUGGAUGGUAUCGAGCUGGCCAAAGGAGUACUGGUUGUGGGAGCGACCAACCGCCCGGACAAUGUCGACGCGGCUCUGAUGCGGCCGGGGCGAUUCGAUCAUGUCCUCUAUGUCCCGCCGCCCGAUGGGUCGUCGCGCACGGAGAUCCUCGAGAUCUUCACACGCCGAUCGCCGCUCUCGGCGAAUGUCUCCCUCGCGGCGCUGGCGCAGCAGACGGACCGGUAUACGGGUGCUGACCUCAAGGGCGUUUGCCGAGAGGCAGCGCUGGCCUGUCUGCGCGAGCACAGUCAAAUCGGGAGCCUGGAGAACGCCAACGCCCAGGCCGGAGGUCUUUGCGAGAUCGACAUGAAGCACUUUGUCGAUGCCCUGGAGGUGGUCAAGCCGUCGCUGUCGGACGAGAUGCUUGCGCAGUACCAGGCAUUUGCAGCCAAGUUCGGACACAGUUGACCCAGGGGAAACGCUGCAGCCCGGCGUGUGGCUUGGCAGCAUGGCUGGCGCACGUGCGCGGAUGAUGCUGUCUCGCACAAGCGAUCACGACAUCGCACAGGCGACACGUUUCUGUCCAGCGGCGCGGCCGGCUGUGGCUCCUGGGUGCGCGGGGGCCAUGGCCACCAAGCCUGGGGGACGCGAGUGAGAAGCAGCACAACCGGCGGUGCGGUGCGUAUUGGGUGUCUCGAGUGUAUUGGGUGUUGCGAUUGUCUUGGGU
Messenger RNA from Polychytrium aggregatum, 2728 nucleotides. Its product is annotated as ATPases of AAA+ class, SpoVK, putative cell division. Gene Ontology annotation, molecular function: ATP hydrolysis activity; ATP binding. The coding region runs from base 58 to 2469 and encodes 803 amino acids. The transcript is spliced from 11 exons. The record is from RefSeq and is a predicted model, not a curated record. NCBI's taxonomy places the organism in Eukaryota, Fungi, Chytridiomycota, Chytridiomycetes, Polychytriales.